Molecule: messenger RNA, 2280 nt
Organism: Chiloscyllium plagiosum (whitespotted bambooshark)
Lineage: Eukaryota; Metazoa; Chordata; Chondrichthyes; Orectolobiformes; Hemiscylliidae
Source: RefSeq, a predicted model, not a curated record
CCCAACUGAUGCUGCCAGACACAAUGCAGGGCAUCUAUUAACAUUGGGAGGAAGACACUCUUACGGAAUGGAUGAUCUGUGUGAGCUUCAGAGACCCCUGUUAGGAAAGCAGGUGAGUGGCAAACUGUUUAGUCAUGUACUGCCUGGCGGAGCCUCAGCCAAGGAGGGGCCCACAUCUCCCCAUGGCCUCACGCCAAUCUGCAACCAGCUGGUACCAGGCAGCUCUCCUGCCAGCACGGACUCCCAGUUGGUCCCACAGCUCUUGGACACAUGCUCACUGCAGAACACUGUCGAGUCUCUCUACUGUCCAAGCCUAACGCCGCAUGCAGAUCUGAGGGUCUGGGCUAGCUCGAAACACUGCACCGAGACCACUUUCACUGAGAAUGGACCUGGGGAGCAGAAGGUAGGAAAUUCGAAAGAGCCCAAGGUUCUGGAAUCGGAGGCUGGUCAGGCAAAAGUUCCGACUGUCUCAGUCGAUGUGGAGGACCUUCCAUAUCUGGACACACAGACCAAUUAUUACAACGAUGGGGACAGUGAUAGUGAUAGUGAUAGUGACAGCACACUCUCAUUCAACAUUCCCCAGGAUUAUCUGGGACUCGCUGUCUUCUCAAUGCUCUGUUGCUUCUGGCCAAUGGGAAUUGCUGCAUUUUAUUUAUCACAGAAGACCAGCAAAGCUACAGCCAAAGGAGACUAUCGGCAGGCCAGCUCUGCCUCCAGGAAAGCUCUGUGCACAGCCAUCUGCUCUAUUGCUCUUGGGGUCUGCACCUACAUCGGAGGCAUGGUGGCUCUGGUGAUAUACUUGGCAAAGAAUGGGCACUCGUAGUGCCAGAGCCUGGCAGGGUCUAGGCUCCACAGGAGCAGAGACUGAGAGAAGAGACUUGCUGGGCAGGUUCUGACUCCCACAGGGCUGUGAUACCAGACAACCCAUCAGGAGAACCAUCUACUAUCUCUCAAAAGGUAACCAACUCUUAGCUGCAAGGUCUGAAUGGAGCUCAAGCUGCUUUGUGGAACAUCUUGUUAGUGUCUCAGCCAUUUCGCUGAUCCAACAAUUGUUUUGAUCAACAAUAAAUGGAAGGUUUCAUCUUCAGGGAACCUAGACUAAAUCAGGGAUCAGAAUUCCCAUCAUGUUGUAUGUAUAUAAUUGUCUGUAACAGAGUUACAAAAAUCUGGUUGUGGUUUCAAGCCCAAGUUCACACCCAAUGCCAUUCCUGACAGCAUGCUGCACUGUUGGACCUGUCACCUUCUGAAUGAGAUAUUUAACUAAUAGCCAUUCUCAGAUGGUUGUAACAGCUAUCAUAGCACUCUUAAGGGCAAAGGAGUUCACCUCAAUUGUACUGACUAAUAUUUAUGUAUCAACUACCAGUCAAAAACCGGUAAUUUGGUCAUUGUCACAUGGGAGCUUGCUGUAUGCAAAUAGGUUACUAUAUUUCCUACAUUACCACAGUGGCUAUUGCAAAGCAAAUGAGUAUAAAUAUAGGGAGAUCUUGCUAAUGCCAUACAAUACUCUAGUUAGAACCUACCUGCAAUACUGUGUUAAAGAUUCCAACACUUGCAAAAUAUCGGCAGCCAAAGUAAAACAUUCCUUGGAAUAGAGUGCAACUCCCAUUGCAACUAAGAGCAUUGAAAGCUAUCCCACAGAUUCAGUGCACUCUUUCUAAAGCUCCACAUCGAGGGCUCAAAUUAUUUUCUCCUCCCCCAGUGCCAGAAAUGCGUACAUUAACUGCAGUGAAGAUUAUAACACUCUGCUGCUGCUAAUCACUUGGAAUAGACUGCAGCAACUAAGAUAAGUGCAAGAGCGAAAAGCUUUUAGGUUUCAAGGUGGGAUUAUAGUAUUUGACAGAGAAGGGAAUAAAGAAUGGAGCAAUUUACGUUUGAAUAAACACUAGAUUCACUGAAAGCGUUUUAAAAUGAGAAAUGUGACAUCAACUAUAUUCACCAGCAUAAUAUUACACAAAUUUUUUUGGAAAAUUCAUUCCAGAGAUGUGGGUGUCAUUAGCAAGGUCGAUAUUUAUGGCUCAUCCCUAGUUACUGUUGAGUAGGUGAUGAUGAUGAUGGUUUCUUUCUUAAAGCUUUUUUGUCUUUUGUGAAAGCAAGUCCCUGCGAUAUUGGGGUGGAGUGUUAGGAUUUGGAUCUAGCAACAAAGGAGGUACUUAAUGUUACCUUGUCCAAAUUGGGGUGGAGUGACAGUUGUGGUGUUUUCACUGACCAUGCCGACCUGAUAUCCUCAAUAAAUUUAACAGUGUUUGCCAGCAUUUGACCCAUGUCCCUCUCAACCUUUCC